AUGGAUAAUGUCAUGGACCCAGAGCUCGCAGCUGAAAUGGUAAAGCUUCUGGGGCAGGAACUUAAGGCCGUUCGCAACCAACUCCGUGAAGCUGAGCAGGCGAGAACUCCUGCUAGCGAUGUCAACUCAGCUGGUCCUCAAUUGCAACGCGAAGACGCCCUACGGUUAGAGAUAGCUACACUAAAGGUUGAGAACACUAGCCUUCGAGAAGAACUUUCACGUCUCCAGGAUCAAACAACAAACGUUCCAGUCAAGAUAGAGGGCGAUCCCUGCAAUCUUGUAGCGCAAUACUCUGCGUCGAUGGACGCAAUUCAGAAAGAAUUAGCUGACGCAAUUAGCGAGAAAAACGCGGCAACAUUGGACAAGGAGAAGGCAGAUGAACAACUUGCAGAGCUGACAAGUGUUCGUGAAAAAUAUCGGAAGCUUAAAGCGAGCAAACGAGAGUGCCAAGAGGUCAUCGAUGAACUACGUGGCCAACUUGAACUCUGUUUAGAAGAACGAGAGCAUUGGGCGGCAGAAGGAAAAGCACUUAAAUCCGACCCACCUACAUUCUUUCGGAACACAGAGUAUCCGACUGCCGGUGACCAGCCGAAUUCUAAUGAGAUUCCUGUAUACUCUCCCAUCUUCUCUAUGGGUAUUCCCAGGACAGCUCGAACUCAUUGUCGCUGUGACGGCACCCUUCGUCUUGAGAGGGAUGUUGUAAUGUUCGCCCGCGCAGGAAUCGCCCUAGGUCUUAUUGUAAGACCAACGCAUCAAUAUAAUCCCCAAAAGAACAAUGGCGCAUGGUUCCGUGUUCGACCGGAUAUUGAACUUGGUCAAAAGAAAGACUUGUGUUAUCACGACGGCCACGGCUGGAAGUAUCUUGGAACCUAUGAAAGAACAGGCGAAUCGUUCCUUCUUUCAGCAGAGCACACCAAGAAGCUGAGCUCUCCAAGGAUGGAAGCGAUGGCUAAGGACACCGUCUUAUUCCGAGACCUUAUUCCACCUUCGCAGAUGCGAAUGGUGGAGAAGAUGUAUUGGGAUGGUGUUCUUCAAAUCGAAAUGUUUGGUAUCCGGCGUGUCGCCUACGACCAAGAAUUCGCUAAACAACUCUUCGAAAGGCGCAAGGAUCUUCCAAAAAACGUGAAGGAUAGCACUUUUACAAGUAACAAGCGGAAAAGAGGCUUUGAGACUGAUGAAAGGCUUGAUCUCAAUAGAAAAAGGCCUUCAACAUCCGGGAUAAAGGAGGAGGAGAGCUCAGCGCCAUGA
Molecule: messenger RNA, 1248 nt
Organism: Suillus bovinus
Lineage: Eukaryota; Fungi; Basidiomycota; Agaricomycetes; Boletales; Suillaceae
Exons: 9
Coding region: 1-1248 (415 amino acids)
Source: RefSeq, a predicted model, not a curated record